GCUGUGAUUGGUCGCCGCUGUGCGCCGGUUUCCGGUGCUGGCGGCUGCGGUCGUUCAGUUCUUGAUGCGCCGCCCGCUGCUCCUGUUGCUGUGUCCCUGCCUGCUUGGCCUCGUCCUGCAGCUGUGGCUCCGCUCCCCGCACCACCCGCUGGUCAUCGGCAUCCUGUCCGCCCGGCAGAACCGCGCCCUACGGGACACCAUCCGCAGUACGUGGCUCCAGAGCCUGCCUCCCGCCCAGCGCCCUCUGCUGCGCUUCAUUGUGGGCUCUGAGGCCUGCUCCGUACCGCCCGAGGACCGGGAAGACCCGUACUCCUGCCGCCUGCUCAAUAUCAGCUCCCCUAUCCUGCACCGGGAGAUCGAGGCGUUCACUGGGCCGGAGCCCGCCCGCUCCCCGCACCGUCAGCUCAGCGUCACCUUCCGGGUGUUACACCCGAUCAUCAUCACCCGCCUGGGGGCGUGGUGUCCCGGCCUCACCCGGAAUAUCAGUGUCCGUCUGUUCCAGGCUGAGCAUGAGGAUCCGCUGUUUGUGGCCCGCCUCACCCCACUCAGCCCGGGCUCGCCCAUCACGGGCGGACUGUGUUACAAGCCUGUGGAGCAGUUCAUCCUCCCGGAGGGCUUCCAUGGCACAGUGCGCUGGGACAGCCAUGACGCCUACGGGUUACCAGUGUGGGGGGUUCAUCGGGUCACCCUGAACGAUGGCGGGGGCGUGCUGCAGGUGACGGCGGCUGAAGAGGGGCUCCUCCCCUACGACUUCUCACAGGGCGUGGAGGGCAUCGCCGGCAGCUUCAUGUACACGGUCCACGAUGGCGAGCUCCUCCUCCAGCGGAUCAUUGCCCGCCCCCAGCGCCUCACCCAACACCUCGCUGCUCUGGAGAAGGAAGAGGCGGAGCUGCAGGAGGAGAGCCACGCCCAUGGUGACAUGGUCUUCGUAGACGUGGUGGACACUUACCGCAACGUACCCCGCAAGCUGCUGCUCUUCUACCGCUGGCUGGAGGCCACCGCCACCUUCCACUUCCUGCUCAAGACGGACGACGACUGCUUCAUCCACAUGAACAACGUCCUGCGGGUCCUUGAGGACAAGAGGCUGCAGGGGCCCAACGUCUGGUGGGGGAACUUCCGCCUCAACUGGGCCGUGGAGCGGACGGGGAAGUGGCAGGAGCUGGAGUACGUGAGCCCUGCCUAUCCCGCCUUCGCCUGCGGCUCCGGUUACGUCAUCUCUUACGACGUCGUCCAGUGGCUCGCUGCCAACGCCGAUCGGCUGAAAACCUACCAGGGUGAAGACGUCAGCAUGGGCAUCUGGAUGUCGGCCAUUGGCCCCCGCCGUUACCAGGACGACGGCUGGCUGUGCGAAAAGUCAUGUGACCGUGCCAUGCUGUCUGCCCCGCAGUUCUCUAUGCAGGAAUUGGCCGAGCUCUGGAAGCAGGAACGGCGCUGUGGUAAUCCCUGCGAAUGUGCCAAGUGACUACGCCCGCCGAUGGCAACCAAUGCCUCCACUAUCCAUCGGGGGACACAGCUCUUGUCCCCCCUUUGUCAGUAUAGGGGCGACCUUUAUUAUCAGCGGACUCCCCUACGUAGGGUGUUCUGCAGCUGGUUAUUACGGGUCACCGGUGGUCAUAUUUAUUGUGCCCGUCUGGGCGGAGUGUAGAAGAUGUGCCACCUGAUCCCAUAUGCAGACAUCGUUAUUUGGGUUUAAAAUGCUGGAUUUGACUUUAAAUUGCCCUCAAAGGUCUUUGAAAUCUGGGUGACGAGCAAUAUGGCCGCCACUCUGGUAGUAACACAGCUUUCCUACAGUCCUGAUGAGCGCUCCCCUAGGUUUGUCUCCACUCCUGUGCUGGAGGAGAUAUCCUGUUCGGAAGACUGUGGAGGCGGCCAUGUUGGUUGUCGCCCACCUUUCCUCGGAUGAGAGGGCGGCUCCAGGACUUGCAGUUACCGGUAUUGAGAAGACACCUUCUAUUUAUUAUGUUCCUUGCUGUAGGAAAUCUCUGGAGUGGGCGGAGUCUGCGAUUCCCCCACCCCCAGAAUGCUUUGCACCUUUAUAACUAGAUGUAUAUAUCAUAUUACAGGUCACAUCUAUAUUUAUUAAUGUGAGAUUAUUAAUAAAAGGGGGCACAUA
Bufo gargarizans (Asiatic toad) is the source of this 2113-nucleotide messenger RNA. RefSeq names its product beta-1,3-N-acetylgalactosaminyltransferase 2 (gene B3GALNT2). The transcript has a single exon. Gene Ontology annotation, cellular component: membrane. Lineage: Eukaryota; Metazoa; Chordata; Amphibia; Anura; Bufonidae. The record is from RefSeq and is a predicted model, not a curated record. Gene Ontology annotation, molecular function: hexosyltransferase activity. Bases 65 to 1462 code for a protein of 465 amino acids.